AUGUCUGACAGUGAAGAAACGACCCACAUCGUUCUUGAUAUUGAGAGAAUUAUUGUGGAAGUGGAAAAAAGACCAGCGCUGUAUAAGAAAGAACUGAAAGAAUACAGCGAUAGAAUUGCGAAAGAGAAAUGGACAGAAGUAUGCGCAAAUGUAAUACCAAAAUGGCAUGAACUAUCAGGUGCAAAAAGAAAAGUCAGAGGGAAAGAAGUUCAAAAAAAGUGGAAGAAUCUGAAAGACUGUUUUGCGAGAGAGCUUGCUGCUCAGAAAAAAAUCAAAUCUGGUGAGCCUACAAAAAAACAUCGAAAAUACAUCUACUUUGACGCAUUGCUAUUUUUACUUCCUCACCAACAACCCAGGCCAACAAGUGGCAAUGUAGGGCCUCCAGGGGAUAAGGAAGAACUGUUGGACCAUAAUAAAGGACCCAGAAACGAUGACGGAGAGCUUUCAAACGAUCAUGGAGGUCCCAGGAACAACAAUGAGGAGACUCCACGUUCUUUACCCUCUGCAAAACCUGCACAAAGGACACCACGCAGUCUUUCCAGCAAAUCUUCUCAUCAAAUAUCCACAUAUGAGGCUUCGUUAUUAGAGAUUUUAAAGAACAAACAAACGGAGGAAGUUUUAGAGGAUAAAAACUUUGCUCUUAUGGUAAUUCCUGUGUUGGCCAAACUAAACGACCAGCAAAAACAUUUUGCCAAAAUUGAAAUACUAAAUGUGAUGAGAAAUGUAAAAUUCUAUACACAGCCUGGGCCAUGA
Molecule: messenger RNA, 753 nt
Organism: Anthonomus grandis grandis
Lineage: Eukaryota; Metazoa; Arthropoda; Insecta; Coleoptera; Curculionidae
Exons: 2
Coding region: 1-753 (250 amino acids)
Biological process (GO): regulation of transcription by RNA polymerase II
Cellular component (GO): nucleus; transcription regulator complex
Source: RefSeq, a predicted model, not a curated record